CACAGCAGCAGCUAUCAGCAUUUACGACGAGGGGAUCCCCAACGCAGCUCCCAAUUCCAGCCGUGGGCGCCAGUCAGUCACACUCGCCAGAGAUAGACUCGACUCUACCCUUCUCUAGAAUCAUAAUAUCGAAUCUUUCAUCGGCCAAUUGGGGAAAAAAAGCGCCCACCACCGGCAACCCCUCACACCUUCUCAACACCACACAACAUAUAGAACAUACAUCACCAAAAGUUACUAGAGAAAAGACAAAAACAAUGGAUCUGCGCACUCUCUUCGUCCGCCCAGCGUCCCAGCUGCUCAGCCCCCUCCGCCUCCUCGCCAUCACAAAGCCCUCCGCCGCUCCUCUCCCUCUGAUACCCUCCCGCGGCCACAAAACCACCACCCGCACCAAGCGCGCCCUCAAAAUCGCUCCUCACGACUCCUUCCUCCCCUCGCGCACCUCCGCCGCCGCCGCCGACUCAAUCAUCUACAACCCGCCAUCCUCAGAGGCCUCGCCCGAGCACACGCCCUUCAUCUUCCUCCCGCGCAACGACCCCCGCCGCCAGGCCAUCCUGCGCCUCCGUAGCAGCGGCAGCGGCAACCCUACCGCCUACGACAGCAGCGUAACGGCAGAGGCCGACCUGCCCCCGGAGAUGCGCUACAAGCGCCGCCAGCCAAAGUACAACCUCACCAAGGAGCACAUUGAGGAGAUGCGCCGCCUGCGCAGCGAGGAUCCCCUGACGUGGAGCGUGCAGAAGCUGGCUCGCAAGUUUGAGUGCUCGACUGUCUUUGUGCAGAUGGCUGCGCCGGCUCCGCCUGAGCAUUUGCAGUGGCUCAAGGCCAAGAUGGACAGGAAGAUGGAGAGGUGGGGACCGAAGAGGACGCAGGCGAGGGAGGAUAGGAAGAGGAGGGCGGAGAUGCUGUACCGGGGAGAGUUAUAAGGAUAAUAUUGCAUGGGGGGAGACGGUUGAGGGAAAGAUGCAGUCAAGGGGGAUAUAUAUAAAAGAGAGAGAAGUUAUCGUGUAUAAAGGAAAGCGUGGAUCAAUGGCCAUGUGGAUGGAUGUCUUAGUGACGGAAACAUUGGUAUACAUAGAGAAGAGUGGGCAUGAAAAGGCAAAAAAAAGGGUAACUGAGCGUGGUGUACGAUAUACAAAGCUUCAGAGAACAAAUUCAUGACGAGACAUGC
This is a messenger RNA of Trichoderma asperellum CBS 433.97, 1165 nucleotides long. Its product is annotated as mitochondrial 54S ribosomal protein mL58. Lineage: Eukaryota; Fungi; Ascomycota; Sordariomycetes; Hypocreales; Hypocreaceae. Gene Ontology annotation, cellular component: mitochondrial large ribosomal subunit. Gene Ontology annotation, molecular function: structural constituent of ribosome. The record is from RefSeq and is a predicted model, not a curated record.